AUGUCACAAUUACGUGAUUUUUAUCAAGAUGGCGAUAAUAAUAUUAUUUAUGAUAAUAUUUAUUGUGAUAUUAUUGAUGUUUCAAGCUUAGACUUUAAUUGUCAAGAAACUUGUUUCCUGGACAUAUCAGAAGCAAAAGGCAUAUCAAACCUAAUUUCGUGGUUGAAGGACCAAGACACGAAAAGACUAAUCGACACACGGACAUGGACCCGUGCAAAGAAGCGAUAUUCGCGACUGAGCAUCGACUCGAUUCCCGAAGUAGCAGCGUCUCUAGAAAACAGUCCAAUAAAACCCCGAGGUAGUCAUUUGAUAACAUCGACGCCUCACGUUCCGCAACUUGCGAGUUCAAGGUUGAACUUCGACUUCACCGAGCGUAUCAGCGUAGUGCCUUCGGUCUUAAGAUCAAGCUCAUCGGCCUACAAUGGAUCAAACUUCGGACAAACAAGUCUCGAAACCUUGCUCAACAUGUCUCAACAAAAUGGCGUCGACUCGUUCAUCAAUAUGGACGCACCAGAGUUAAACGAGUCAUUAUUAAUAAACAACAAGCAACCGCCGAGUCUCACUGAUUCUUUGUUAAUGAUAGAAGAUUCUGAGUUAGUUGGAUCCACGCAUUCGUCUCUGUCUUGUUUUGGAGCAGGAGUAGGGAUAAGAAGCGCCGGAACGGGGGUAAAAAGCCGCGGAGUAGGGGUUGAAAGCGACGAAGUGGGAGAAGAAGAUUCCGCAGUUGUAGUCGGGACGUCAGCCGAAGCGCGACGACUAGAAUCACUAGAAAACGGCCCUAAAAUGGAUGAUUCGCAGAUUUUGACCACUUCCAUGAUGCAGACAAGUUUAUUCAGCGAUACUAUGGAUAUUAACAAUCCAUUUGCACGGGAUUUAUCAGACGGGUCGUGCAUAGAGAAUCCGAAUUAUUCUUCGCUUAAUAACACAAUCACAGUGAACAAUUCGGCGCCCAAAAAGAAAAUAGACGCGACAUUUAAUGCUGAUGAAUUAUACGCAGCGCUGAAUAAUGAAUCUUUUCUGAUAAACCGUACGUUUGAUAACAACGAAGCGAAUCAUCUGAGCUACGUUAUCUGUCGAGAAGAUACUGCUGAUUUGAGUGUUGAGAAUAAAACGUAUUCUAGUAAAAAAUUGAACUUGCAAUUGAACAAGUGCUCAAAAAUAGUAAACUGUAGUGAAGAAAUUUUGGGAGUUGAGGUUGAGGAAGAAAAUUUAAAGAUAGAUCAGAAUUUAGGGAACAAAGAGUGUGAUAUAAAGAUUAAUACGACAAUUCAAUUGUCGGAUGAUUUGAACUCAACGUUCACUGUCGAUGACGAGUCGUUGCCUUCGAAUGAAUUUAAAGAGCCGCUAACUGUUGACAAUCAGAAGUGCCUUAAUUCAACCUUUGUUGCUGAGAAUAACAAAGUGUUGAAUGAAACUUACAAUAAUGAGAAUGAAGAGGAUGCUAAUGUGAUGAAAAAUCGUUAUCAGACGUACCGGAAGCCAGUACCGAGCAAGAUGUUGCUAAGAAAGACGUUUGGGUUCAAUAUGCAGGACACCAGGUCCCUGGAAAACUUAGCAGACAGGUUUGGAAACAAGAAAUCGGGUGAAGCCAAAGCUGCUGGUGUGGGAAAGAAAAGUUUUUCUCGACUGCCGCAGAGCUUGCAGAAAUCUAACCCUAAUUUGAACAGCGGGCUGAAAUUGGUGCCGAGUGAUAGCAAGCCAAGGUCCGGAUUGUAUGGCUUUAGGAAUCCCAGGACUGGAAGCACAGAGGAUGAUGGGCUUGAUAAGAAAAGCAAGUAUAAGUUUGCUCAAGGAUCCACGGAAAGUAUUGAGAGCACGCAGAGCAUCGCCUCGGCUCCGGAUCUUGAUGAUUGCUUGUCUGUUGACUCCGAUGACAAAGACUUCAAGGAGAGGAAAAUCAUGGAGAACACUUGGAUUGCAGACCCCACGGAUUUGCCUUCGCCGAUUUUGAAAGACGGAGAGGUACCCUCGGGGAGUCGGGGGAGCUUGAAUGAAGGUAAUGAUAGUCAUAUUAAAACAUCUUCACCGAUUAUUAGUCCGAGUUCAUCACAAUCUAACGAUUCUACAUAUGGAAAUGUAAAGCCAGCUGUUAAACCCUGUCUUCCACCAAAGCAAACAGUAAUUAUGAUUGUUUUAUUUCUUAAAAUAAAUAAAUUAUUUUAUAAUGUCGCGUACCAAAAGAGUAUCGAGAAAUUAAUAAAAAGUCCCGAGAAACCAGAAAUGAAAUCCGGAAUACGUCCACCAUCAGCCAGAGCAUUGAGCGGCAUACCGCGACCAGCAUCUCGGAUUCCAGCUCCCGGUUUCACACGGUCCAAUUAUGCUAAAAAAAAUUUAACAUGA
Cotesia congregata is the source of this 2340-nucleotide messenger RNA. The record is from the annotation of a GenBank genome assembly. NCBI's taxonomy places the organism in Eukaryota, Metazoa, Arthropoda, Insecta, Hymenoptera, Braconidae.